CCACGAACAAAGCGCAACUCGUCUCGUUCAUUGAAGGGCAGGUGCAGCAUCGCAGGAUCAAACUUUGGAGCUAAAUCAAGGCAACGUGCAGGUCGACUUCAAAUGUUAUAAUGGCUAAGACGUGAUUCCUCGAUUACGCUACGCUGCAUGUUCAAGAGACAUGAUGUGAUGGCCCCAGCUCGAGAAAACUGCUUGCUGCGCUCUUGCCAUUGAGCCCGUGAGCUCCUUUUCCGCACACUAGGUCAUAAUCUAUUUGUCCAUCCUUGAGCUCGAGCUUAGGUUGUUCCAGACACAAGGCUGUGUCUGACGGACGUGCCAUUUGCUCUCUCAUCCAGAAUAAGGGGCCUCCAUCAUGGAUCGUCCGGAGCCAGGGCUGAUCAAAUGGUCGCCCAACGCCAAGUUCGACUCGUUCCUCCACAUCAACCUACAGCAUCGGGUCGUGCAGGUUUACGAGCCCGAAGGCCACGCCAAGAACGGCAGCUUUCAGUACAAGAAGCUAUCACAGCACGAUGACUUCCCGCCUCUUACCACCUACGACUGGUCGCCGUCGAUGCCCGGCCUCUUGGCCGUCGGCACGCAGGCUGGUAUCGUCAACCUGUUGCGCAUCGAUGACAACUCCAACGCCUAUCUGGAGCUCAACCUCAAGAUGGCCCGGACCUGCCAGGCCGUCGCCUUCAGCACCCAGGGUAUGCUCGCGGUUGGCCUUGAUAGAGUCAGGAGCGACCAGUGCCUCUAUGUCUGGGACGUGAACCGGCUCUCUGAGAUGAACUCGGACUCUGCGAGCAAGGGGUUCCCGUCGGGGAUCGACCCCUUUAUUGAGCCCGCCGUCCGUCGCGAGCCUAGUCUGUCCGUCUCGAGCGUCAAGUUCUUUGAGGACAACCCCAACACACUGGUUGUGGGUAUUAAAACAUCGGGAUUGCGCAUCCACGAUAUACGCGCUGGCCACAACCCCGUUUCGCGAUACGAGACGAAAUGCAACAAUAAUCUUGCUAUCGACUAUUCCGACCAGAACUAUUUUGCUUCCUCUGCCCUAGAUCAGCCAGGUAUCAUGAUAUGGGACCGUCGAGCCACUGACCUGUUCCAAGUAUCACCAUCGUACCUCAACGCCCAUCAGGAUGGACUCCCGUUUGGCGGCGCCCUGUGGCUCGAAAACGCUCUCGAGCUUGAGUCCAGCCAGUCCAUGAGUGACAGCAAAAACUCAUUCAUCAGGUCCCUGCGUUACUGCCGGGACCAUCGGGGGUUGCUAGCGGUCCUUUCGCGGACUGGCCAGCUCAAGGUGCUGACAACCACAGCAGAGCCGACCGAGGAGGUAGUCGAAGAAAGCCCAGAGCUGCUGCUUGUGAGGAGGUCUCAUGAGAUGGGCAACUACUAUUCCGACCCGGCGAAGAAAAAUGACCGGAUCGUUUCAUUCGAUUGGGUGACGAUGGGCAACCCUGUUCAGCGCCCGAGACUGCUCGUGCUUCGGGCCAACGGCGCCUUUGAGAUCUUGGAGGUGCCAUCUUUUGCAAGGACGUACCCAUACAAACUUUCCCCCUGGAAAGCACCUCAUAGAGGUCUCGAGUCCGGAGGAAACCACCACGACAUUAUCGGAUUUGAGCCGCAUCAGGCAACUCAAAUUCUCGCCCCAGCCAUCUCCGAGGAUGAGCUUGCCGACAUCCCGAUAUUUGGCGGAAAGAAGCCCGAUGUCCUAGGCAUCGUACAGGGCUCCCUCCAGACCCGUAUUCCAUCCACCGACCUGUUGCAAGAUCUGGCGGCCAAGGACUCCCCUCAGCUCCCGGAGUCGUUCAAGAACGCAGUAUCCGUGGCGGAAAAGAUGCGCAUUCUGAGGCAGUACGCUAAAGAGCACUUACGGGACGCCCCUCAAACGGCCUCUUCACGGACAGACAGUGCCACCCAGGCAAUGUCCUCGCUAGCUGUCUCACAAGGCCGACUGAUCACCAACCGUGAACGACACGAGGAACUACUCUCGCUCGCCAUGGGCACGAUGGGAUUCCCAAAGGAGGCACAGAUCUUCCUAAACCAUGUCCCGCUUCUAAGAGCGAAGGAAAUGUAUCUGUUCGACUACGAGAAAAAUAGGAGCAUUGUUGCAGACGACCCCUGGCUACGGGACGUGUGGAUUUGGAUCUUGGGCGCCGAGGAGGCGGUCGCUGACGGAGGAAUGAUCUCGCACCCCCUUGAUCUGAGUUACAUGGGAGUUGCCACAGUGUGGCUCAAUAAUUUGGGUAAAACCCCCUCGACCAGGCUGGCUGAUGGUAGCACAGUGACUCCCGAUACCUCGGCGUGGGAACGUUCUAUCAACGCCAUGUGUAGGAAGCGCGGAAUUUCGAGAUUCGAAGGAGUCGAGACAAAGUGGCCUCACCACCGAGAGCUGUGCUUAGACAUUUGUGGCUGGGGUCGGGCUGCGCCGAUGGAUCUGCUCGAAUUUGAGCAGACACCUUCAUUGGAGAAGACUUCGACGUGGCAUACCAUGAGCACUGCGCAUGCCCUCUUCUCGGGCGACACUAAGCGCGCAGUCGAGAUACUGCGGAAGGCAAGCUCGGAACACCCGGAGCUCCUGUUCGUGUCGCUUGCUCUCCAGCUUAUAGGGCGGGGAGACGCCACUCUGGCCAAGGAGCAGCUGGACUUUGACGAGAAGGUGGCCUCGCGGACGGACCCUUACCUCAGAGCCAUAUCGUCCCUCAUCGCGACUGGCGACUGGACCACCAUCACCAACCAGAGGUCGCUGCCCCUCAGAGAGAGGGCUUUUGUUGCGGUCCGGCAUCUGACGGACGACCAACUGACAGAGUGGCUCCGAAAGGAGGUUGCCAUUGCCAUAGAACACGGCGACAUCGAAGGUAUCGUGCUGACCGGGAUCACGGACAACAUGGUAGACAUAUUGGCGAAGUAUGUCGAACGGUUCCACGACUUGCAGGCGGCCACCCUCAUCAUGUCCAUCUGCGCCCCCCGGUACAUCGACGACUUCCGAUGCGCAGCGUGGCGCAAGUCAUACCGCGCCUACCUUCAGCGGCAUCGAGCGUUCCUCCAGCGGACCAAGUUCGAGGUGGAGAGCACCAAGAAGAGUAAGCGGGAUGGCCUCCCGACCAUCAAGCCGCCAUUCCGGCAGAUUGCGCUACGGUGCAUAUACUGCGACGCUGAGACCUCGCUGUCCAGGGGGCCCUCGGCGGGCGGUAUGCUGCACGGCCCUUCAGCCCUGUCGGCAUCGACCACCGUCGGAGGGGGCGGCAUCAUCAUGGGCCCUGCACCGCCGCCGCCACCACCGCCGCCCCCGUCGUCGUCUGGCGCGGGCGAGUCGAACCCGCUGAUGGCCAAGCUGGCGGACGCGGGCAUCAGCUGUCCGACGUGCAAGCGGCACCUGCCGCGAUGCGUGGUGUGUCUGGAGGUGGUGGGCAUGCCGCGCUCGGACCGGCCUGAGCUGGCGGCUGAUCCCCAAGUGCAGCUCGCGGCGCGAUUCCCGACCUUUUGCCUAAAGUGCGAGCACGUCCUGCAUCUGGACCACGCGAGACAGUGGUUCGCAAGACAUGCCGAGUGUCCCGUCCCAGAGUGUCGAUGCAGGUGUAAUUUUAGAGCCAACCCGGAGCUCAACUACAAGUGAAGAGGUCGGGGUCGGGGAUAGGUGGUAGAAAGCUAGAUGAUCCGACUGGGGAUUAUAAGGAUGCAAGAGGAGCGACCUGUUCAGUGUUUGUGUUAUAGCAGUGUCGGAUCACACCUUUGUCGGGCGUUGUUCUAUAUCAGGUACCUACAUACGUAGCUGCUAGGUGUCGAAAUCAUGAAUGAACUGUAGGUCGUACCCUUGGUUUAGCCUACCAGACGCCCAAAUAGAUACCGUCGUCGCCUUCACCAACCGACACCGCUGUCAAUUACACGUCCGGGUUAGGGUUAGAGGCUAGGCAACAUUCAGAGUGGGUCCUGUCAAUUAAAGUCGCGUCCCC
This is a messenger RNA of Gaeumannomyces tritici R3-111a-1, 3929 nucleotides long. RefSeq lists its product as hypothetical. Gene Ontology annotation, cellular component: cytoplasm. The transcript is spliced from 6 exons. The record is from RefSeq and is a predicted model, not a curated record. The coding region runs from base 353 to 3592 and encodes 1079 amino acids. NCBI's taxonomy places the organism in Eukaryota, Fungi, Ascomycota, Sordariomycetes, Magnaporthales, Magnaporthaceae. Gene Ontology annotation, biological process: positive regulation of TORC1 signaling. Gene Ontology annotation, molecular function: protein binding.